AUGUGGAUAAAUACAUUGAGUGUUCUAUCUACCGUACAAGUAGAAGGCGGUCAUUUAUUGUAUUUGGCUGAAUGUCAUCUUAUGAAUUGUUGGAAAAUUCUCAUUUGUAAUGAAAAUGGUGAUUUGGUGACAGAUUUUACACUUGAUAAUUCAUCAAUAAAAGUUACUGGAUAUUGUGCGAAGUUACUAUCACCAACUGAAGACAAUAGUUCAACAUUGAUCUAUCUUAUAAUUGCAACAUCAGAUAAUAUUUUACGUGUUCUAGGAUGUGCAAUAAACAAUCCAAUCACAGUGGUGAAUUCAAAACAGUGGAAACAGGUUGCUAUGUAUCCAGUUGAGACAGAAAUCACUCAACUUUAUACUCUUGAUGGUGAUAGUCAAUUGAAAAUUCUUGCCGGUGAUAGACAAGGACAAAUUCAUUGUUUUACAUUAUUGUGAUUUGUACACAUACAUGCAGAUAAAGUGUGUAUGUUGUAAAACUGUUUUAUUUCUUUUGGAAAAACGUUUUCCUGUUAAUUUUGCUUUUUAUAUUUUAACAUACAGCUAACUUCUUUCUUUCACAAUUAUUUCCUUAAUAAUAUGUGCAAAUGAAUAAUCAUGAGAUGGGAUUGUCUAAUGUCAUUUAUGGUGAUCAUUUAUUAUUAUCACCAAAUUGAAAACAUGUUAACCUGUUCUUUUAAAAUAUAUUUAUUUAAUAAAAUGCUUUGUUCAUUGA
This is a messenger RNA of Schistosoma mattheei, 715 nucleotides long. The record is from the annotation of a GenBank genome assembly. Lineage: Eukaryota; Metazoa; Platyhelminthes; Trematoda; Strigeidida; Schistosomatidae.